Jatropha curcas is the source of this 1329-nucleotide messenger RNA. RefSeq names its product phosphoglycerate mutase-like protein AT74H. Lineage: Eukaryota; Viridiplantae; Streptophyta; Magnoliopsida; Malpighiales; Euphorbiaceae. Gene Ontology annotation, molecular function: catalytic activity. The record is from RefSeq and is a predicted model, not a curated record.
CCAAGUUUCCACAGUCAAACAUGACUAUAUGCAAUGUAAUUCAUCCCAGAGAAUGCUACACUUGAAAAAGGACUCCUUUAAUCAUUUUCUGCUUUCUCUUAUUCUCUUGCUAAGUAUCAAUGGCGUUGCUUUCUCUCACAGUCUCCCCAACAUCAUCGUCCCGGUUACCGGGACGACAAAUAGUUAAUUUCAACUUCGUCCAGUGUUGUAGGAAUACAAAUGAAACUAUAUUUGAAAUGGGAAACUCAAUUUCCCUGAAAAAAGCAUUACAGUCGCCACCUCCCAGGCCUCGCCGGAUAAUCUUAGUUCGACACGGCGAAAGUGAAGGGAAUGUUGAUGAGAGUGUCUACACAAAAGUAGCUGACCCGAAAAUUGCACUAACAAAGAAAGGGAAAGCACAAGCUGAAGAAUGUGGAAAAAGAAUUAGAGAAAUGAUUGAGAAAGAUGGAGCAAGUGACUGGAAAGUUUAUUUCUAUGUAUCACCUUACAAAAGAACACUCGAAACAUUGCAGAAUUUAGCACGAUCAUUUGAGCGUCAAAGAAUUGCUGGUUUGAGAGAAGAGCCUCGUCUACGAGAACAAGAUUUUGGAAAUUUUCAGGAUAGAGAGAGGAUGCGAGUAGAGAAAGCUCUUCGAAUAUUAUAUGGUCGUUUCUUUUAUCGGUUUCCUAAUGGAGAAUCUGCAGCUGAUGUUUAUGACAGAAUUACAGGAUUUAGAGAAACGUUAAAAGCAGACAUAGAUAUCGGACGGUUUCAGCCACCCGGUGAACGGAGUCCAAACAUGAACUUGGUGAUAGUGUCUCACGGACUCACGCUGCGAGUUUUUCUGAUGAGAUGGUAUAAAUGGACCGUGAAGCAAUAUGAAGGACUCUGCAACUUUAACAAUGGAGGAAUUCUUGUUAUGGAGAAAGGUUAUGGUGGAAGGUAUAGCUUAUUAAUGCAUCACAAAGAAGAAGAGCUAAGACAAUUCGGAUUGACAGACGAUAUGCUAAUUGACCAACAAUGGCAAAAAAUUGCAAGACCUGGUGAAUUGAACUACGAUUGUCCUACCAUGAAUUCUUUCUUCACCCAUUUUGAAGAUGAAGGCUGCAAAACUUGAAUCAAGACGAGAUUUGUUCCUCAAGCUUAUUGCCUAGAUACAGAACCUAAGAGCAGAAUAUUCUCUGCAGCAAUUCAAGGAAUGAUUAACUAGUUCACUGGUUGAAUUGGUUAAAUUGUUGUGCAAAAAUCAUAAUGCUUAGCAACUUUCUUCUCUAUAUAAUAUAAAAUAUAAAUAUAUGGAGACUGCAAGAAUACCCAUGAUGAAAAUAAAAAUAGACAUUGUUCCUAAA